Molecule: messenger RNA, 1925 nt
Organism: Exophiala viscosa
Lineage: Eukaryota; Fungi; Ascomycota; Eurotiomycetes; Chaetothyriales; Herpotrichiellaceae
Product: cyclohexanone monooxygenase
Exons: 2
Coding region: 118-1920 (600 amino acids)
Source: RefSeq, a predicted model, not a curated record
UGCAGACACCUAGGAUACGACGACCCUUACGAAAUGCUUACCAUUGUCGAGCUAGAAACUAUCCUGCCAUCUCUUUGAUUUUUCCCCCCCCAGUGAAGUUUGCCUGUAUCGACAGACAUGACUCGUCAUGGAGGGCUCCUGACGCCUUCAACGGAGGCAGAGUCUGUGAAUGACUUCGAAAUUGACGACGCUGAACAAUCAAGUCCUUUUUACAUGACUCAAGCACCAUACGAUCCACACCGAGCAGUCAAAGUCAUCAUUGUUGGGGCCGGUAUUGGUGGUAUUGCUGCGUCAUGCUUACUUCCAGCCAAAGUUCCCAACCUUGAAUACGUGGUAUUUGAGCGGAACGACACAGUGGGCGGCACUUGGGCUCUAAACACAUACCCAGGAGUCAGAUGCGAUGUGCCUUCACACGUGUAUCAGUUGACAUUCGCACCAAACCCACGUUGGUCGGAGUAUUAUGCGCCCGGCCACGAAAUCAGGGAGUACUACGAAAAGGUUGUGAAGGAUUUUGGUGUAGGAGAGCACUUGAGAUUACGGCACGAAGUACUGAGAGCAGAAUGGAACGAAGCUCUAUCGCACUGGGAGGUGACUGUUCAAGACCUGGUAACAGGUGACGUCUUUGUCGAGACAGCGGAGUUCUUCAUCUCGGCACAAGGAAGACUCAACGUACCCAAGAAGCCUUACAUCCCUGGACUGGAGACCGAGUUUGAGGGACAUGUCUGCCAUACUGCGGAAUGGGACGACUCAUAUAAUUUUAGUGGAAAGAAGAUUGCCAUUGUAGGGAAUGGCGCAAGUGGUCAACAAUUGCUCGUCAACAUCCUUCCGCAAGUUGACCAUAUUGACCACUAUGCGAGGUCGAAGCAAUGGAUUCUGCCGACUUUCUCGAGCGGAUUUUUAGAAGCCAAGGCGGAUCUUCCUGGAGCAUACGUAUUCACUGAGCGGGAAAAAGAAAGAUUUGCGUCGGAUCCACCAGCAUAUCUUGACUUCAGAAGAGAUCUGGAGAGGAGUUUGCAUGACGCCUAUCAUGGUUCGAUCGCUGGGACUGCCGAGAACGAGGCAGCGAGGCAACGGUGCGUUGAUGCCAUGCUGAAACGACUUGGUGGAGAUGAUCAGUGGCUCAAAAGGCUCCUCCCAGACUAUGCGGUAGGAUGCAAGAGACCAACACCUUCACCUGGAUACCUCGAAGCUUUGCGGGGUUCACAAGUCACAUACAUCGACAGCGGCAUAUCGCAUGCGACCAGGACUGGUUUGGUUGCCGUGGAUGGGAAGGAACGCAGUGUCGAUGCCAUCAUACUGGCUACGGGCUUCGAGAACGGUUUUCUCCCCCUCUUCCCAACUAUCGGCAAGGGCGGGCUUGACCUGGCCAAGCAUUGGUCGGAAGACGGUCCGGCUGGUUAUCCCGAGACCUACUUCGGUAUCAUGGCUCCUGAUAUGCCCAACUAUUUUGCUGUCCUUCAGGCACAAAGCUACGCCGCAGGUGGCACGGUCCCUCUUCAUUGUGAGACAUCCGUCACGUUCAUAGCAAAGGCCAUGCGAAAAAUCCAGAGAGAAGGCUAUAAAGCCUUGUACCCAUCACAGGAAGCUACAGCUGAUUUCAAUGAAUAUGUCGGGGCAUAUCACGAAGACAAGGUGAUAGGAGACUCCUGCAACAGCUGGCUCAAGGCCGGCAAAGGUAAAUCGAGGCCUCUAGUAGGCUGGCCGGGCACGGGGCAUCAUCGCAUAAAUAUCUGCCGGGAUCCGAGGUGGGAAGAUUUUGUCUUUGAACGUUCUGAGCCUGGGAGAAGGAAUAGGUAUGAAUACUUCGGAAACGGCUGGACGCAACGUGAGAAGGAGGCAGAUCCAGUGGCUUUGACAAGCUAUCUGCACCCGGCGGGCUCGAUAGACUUAGCGACACUUCACGAGACCUGGAACGAAUGAUCUCG